CAAAAACAAUGGAAUCCACAUUCAAGUUCCUCAUUUCCAUAAUCUUCUUUACCCUUCUUAUCAAUGAAUCAUCUAGCUGUGCAUUGAACAGCCUUCAAAUUGUCCAAGAAAAUACUGGGGCACAUGAACAAGGCAAGCCUGUAUGGAAGGUCUCAGUUAUCAACAACUGUGACUGUGGACAAAGCCAAAUAUUGCUGUCUUGCAAAGGUUUUCAAACUGUGGUACAAAUUGAUCCAUUAGUUCUUAAAGUGCAAGGAGACAAUUGUCUCUUAUUCAAUGGCCAUCUCUUGAGUUAUAAAGAUAUUGAUGCAUUUGAAUAUGCAUGGGAUACAUCCUUUCCUUUUGCUCCUGUAAGUGCUGUUACAAGUCCUCCACCAUGCCAUAGCCCAAAAAAUUAAAUACAAGUAUAGUAUUACUAUUAAUUAAUGUAGUCAAAAAAAUAAUAUGGAUUUCAAAGGGUUUAGGAUAGAGUCUUUCUUUGAAUUCAGUGUGAGGUUGUAAUUUUUAUAUUUUUAUGAGGUUGAUGUUCUAAAGUGAUGAAAACAAGAGCCUUAUAUAUUAUUUAUUGUUUGAAAGUUAUCAAUUUAAAUGAGGUACAAAAAACU
This is a messenger RNA of Vicia villosa (hairy vetch), 605 nucleotides long. RefSeq lists its product as uncharacterized. The transcript has 2 exons. Gene Ontology annotation, biological process: cell fate determination. The record is from RefSeq and is a predicted model, not a curated record. NCBI's taxonomy places the organism in Eukaryota, Viridiplantae, Streptophyta, Magnoliopsida, Fabales, Fabaceae. The coding region runs from base 9 to 398 and encodes 129 amino acids.